AUGCCACCUCUACCUAUAAACCUGAGCUCCCUCCCAAACGCCUUCAUUAACGCUGUUACAGAAAAUAGUAAUGAGGAUAGCGUUCCGAACGAUCAAGUCAAAAGUCAGCAAAAGGUUUUAUUGGCAUCCUCGGCUGAAAAGGAUGUUAUAUUCGCGUGCGUUCAACGAAUCGAUGACAAAAUUCGCGGCGUAAAGGCAGAGGUAUUACAGUUGAUUCGUGAUCGACAAGAGGAAUUCGUCGCUCUUUAUGACGAGUCCGCUUCGUUGCGCAAUAAAAUCGACACCUUAUUCAUGGAAGUCGAUAGCGUGUCACGAGGAAUUAAUGAUCCUGAGACAGGAAUGAAACCAAAACUUCUCACGGCAUUAAAAGACAAUAAAUUGAUAAAACAGCAAGUUCAAAAUACCAGGUGUGUGGUGGAGACGUUGGAAUAUCUGAGCGAGCUCCAAACUUCUGAAAAACGAUUUCAAGAGUACAUGAUUCAAGGUCGGAUAGAAGAGGCAGCCGGUACCAUUACAGAGAUGGAUAGAUUGUUGGAAUCCCCUCCGAUACAAACGAAUCAAAAAAUUCAUAUUUUUGAUAGAUUAAAGAUACAACUAGCAUCUAUGAGAGAAUCGUUAGAGCGAAAUCUCGACGAUUUGCUAAACGAAGCUAUUUCUUUUAAAAAAAGUGGGGAGAAUGAUGCCGAUGGGUUUAACCUCUCGAUUGAGUCAAUAAAUAUGCAAUUGUCGAGAUUAAAAAAAAAUGCAAUGAAAUACCUCGUAAAUCCAUUGCUGAAACACCGGGAUUCCUGGAAAGCAUCAGUCAAAAUUGAAGAUGAUAUUACGGCGAGAUUGUUUGUUGGACCAACCCGCGGAGGCGAAAAUAUUGCCGAUUACAAUCAAGGUGAUGCAUUUUCUGUUAUGAUUCUGAAAUUUUGUGCAUUCUUCAUACUUGUAACUCCACGAAAUUUUCUUUCAAUAGAUGUGACAUUCACACCUUUGAUCGUUAUAUUUCAGUUUGUGUACACGUUUAUAUUCGGCGGAAUUAAUCCGACAUCCAAAGAAACAUUGGUAUUGCCGAUUGCAUCUCAAUAUGCGUCCACCUUUGGAAAGUUUAUCUCUCACGAUCUGCGUGACGUUGUAAUUAAUGAGUACCUUUCGCAUGUGAUUCCGACGGAGAUCAGUGAAUUCAAACGUUUUGAAGAAGUGACAAAUGCCGUUAGACGUUUUCAGUUAGAAAUGCGUAGAAUGGGAUUUAUGCGGACACCUCGAGAGGGAGAAGAGGAGGAGGAAAGGACGUUGGGUGCAUAUGUGGCAAAAGUCGAUAUUCUUUUCACAGUAAAAAAAAGGGACAGGUUGUUGGAACUUGGAAGAAACAUUAUGUUGAACAAAAGCUUCGAGAGCGUGUUUAUUAUAAAGGAGGAACCGGAAGAAGUUAUCAGCGAAGAAACAAGAGACACCAAACUAAUCGAUGACAAAUUAGAAACUGAGAAUCAUCAAAAUGGUGCCGAUGUUGAAACGCAAAAUAUUAAUCCGAAUGAAGGUUGGGAGGUUGAUUGGAACGAGGCAUGGGAUGAAGAUGGUUGGGUUAACGAUGAUUCAUCAAAUCAAGAAAGAACACCAGGGGAGGCGGGUACAAACGCUUCCGCCAAAGUGGAAAAGGAAUUGAUGAAAUACGCUGUAACGGUCAAGCCCAAACCUUUGAUAGACUUGACAAUUAACACACUGGAUGAAGCUCAAAAUUUAAACACAAAAAGUGGAUUGCGUCUAUAUCAGGCAACGCUAGACCUUUUUGACUUAUAUCGAGCAAUAAUGCCUGUAUACCACUCGGAUCAGCUUAUCAAUAAACCCGCUCUGGCCAUGUUAUUUCGCAACGAUUAUUCGGAUGAUUCGAAAGGUGACAGAAUUCUAUACAAGGAGGCUGCCGACAGGUUGCGAGAGUUGGGUUCCGAGUGGUAUGAAAAGCAAUUGGAUAAACAAAAAUCAUUACAUAAGCAAAUUUUGCAAGAGAUGGGGGGAGUACAACAAUCCGCGAAUGAAGAAAGGUUCGAAGCCUGUCAGCGUUCUAUGAACAGGAUAGUGGAUAAUAUGAAUUACUUAUCUAAAGAGUGGAAGGAAAUUUUAUUACCCUCAGAAUAUUAUUCAAUAAUGGGUUCACUAAUAGGAAUGGUGCUAGAUAUUAUGAUAGAAAAUUUGGAGGAUUUAUAUGACAUCUCUGCAGAGGAAUCUCAUCAAUUGAACUUAAUCUAUUCCAGAUUAUUGAUCCUGGAAAAUAUAUUCAACGGGAAUAGGCGAAAUACAAUUGAGCAGUACGUCAAGAAUUGGAAAAAAUUCUGUCAGAUUACAGAUAUUCUAGAACUCUCUUUUGCCGAGAUUAUGAACAGAUUUCGCGCUUCUGAGCUCGAAUGCUUCACAACUAACGAGUUGGAGGGUCUUAUAUGUGCGCUGUUUGCGGAUACUGCUCUGAGGGAAAGAAAUUUACAGGAGAUUAGAGACGGUCAUCCCGUUCGGGAGCAUUAA
Molecule: messenger RNA, 2499 nt
Organism: Acaulospora colombiana
Lineage: Eukaryota; Fungi; Glomeromycota; Glomeromycetes; Diversisporales; Acaulosporaceae
Source: the annotation of a GenBank genome assembly